Messenger RNA from Mycena indigotica, 2619 nucleotides. Its product is annotated as AAA domain-containing protein. The record is from RefSeq and is a predicted model, not a curated record. Lineage: Eukaryota; Fungi; Basidiomycota; Agaricomycetes; Agaricales; Mycenaceae. Bases 1 to 2619 code for a protein of 872 amino acids. Gene Ontology annotation, molecular function: ATP hydrolysis activity; ATP binding. The transcript is spliced from 14 exons.
AUGGCGACGACGUUCGCACCCACGGGGCUUUUGGGAAUCAAGACGUCGUUUGCGCCUACGGGUCUUCUGGGAGGGGUAGACGCGUCAGAGUCGGAUGCUGGGCCCAGUAGUGUCGCUGUGCCACCUGAGCCUAGGCUGGGUGCUAUCGCCACUCCACCCAGUUUUGUCUCCAACGGCUUGCUUGGCAGCGUUGUGGAAACGAAUAGUGCAAAGGACGCGGACCUGCCUCCAAGUUUUGUCUCUAAUGGCUUGCUUGGUAGUAUUGUGGAACCACCGGGGAUAAACAAUGCAGAGCUUCCGAGUUUCGUCUCUAAUGGCCUGCUUGGCAGCAGCUCCAGUAGUAAUCAAGACCUACCGGAAACAAUCAACUCCCAACCCAACACUGAACUACCACCCGCCGUCCCUGCGUACAAAUACGUCAUUCGCGCGACUACAUUCGAUGGCAAAACCGUCUUCUUCCGCAAGAAACCGAAGGCAGCACGACACAUAAGAAAUACUACUUCACGUCCAGAGCAACUUGAAAUGGGCAACCUGCUGGAUGUGCCGAUACAUCGGAUGCUGGAUGAGUUGUCGUUGGAGACCGCAACUAAGCUGCAGGCAUCUUUUGAACCAACGGCUUCUACAUCCUCAAACGAUUUACCUGAAGACACGCUCUGGGUAGACCGAUACCGCCCUCGGCAAUUUGCGGACCUGACUGGGAACGAACGUGUCGCGCGCGAAGUUAUGACCUGGGUCAAGCAAUGGGACUACUGUGUGUUUGGAAAGAACAAGGGGAAGAAGCGGGCUCGAGAAGACGAGGAGGAGAUCGCGUAUGAUGUGAAUGAUGAGUAUAGACGGCCAAGAGAAAAGCUCUUGCUGCUUUCCGGCCCUCCAGGGCUGGGGAAAACAUCUCUUGCUCAUGUCGUGGCGCGGCAGGCAGGCUACCAGGUCAUGGAGAUCAAUGCGAGCGAUGCGCGUUCUGGUUCAGUGAUUGACGAUCGAAUACGGCCUGCUCUCGAGUCUGGACGCGCCAUUGGGAGCACGAAGCCCGUUCUACUGGUCAUUGAUGAGAUUGAUGGGGCAACGGGGUCUGGAGACAAUUCCAGCACGUUUAUUCACAAGCUCAUCCAACUAACCCAAGAUAGAGCCUGGAAAAAAAGUCGAAGUAAAAAGAAGGAUCCUAAUGGCAAACGCCCGAUCCUGCGUCCAAUAAUAUGCAUCUGCAAUGACCAGAAUGCUGCGGCACUCACCAAGCUUCGCGCUGCAUCGCUGCAGGUCCGAUUUGCGCGACCCGCCGAUAUUCACACAGUCAAGCGGUUGAGGGAAGUUUGUGCGGUCGAAGGACUGAAAGCUGACAACCGGGCGCUGACUACGCUUGUGGGAAUCGCGAGAGGCGACCUGCGGGGGUGUUUGAAUACACUACAGUUUAUCAAGUCCCGAAACGAAGAUGUCACCGAGGCGGUCAUACGGAGGGCAACUGUGGGGAUGAAAGAGGCAGAAAGCUCGCUGAUUUCUGUGCUCAACAGUCUGUUUACCCCUUUGACGCGCAAACGCGUGCUCGAGCUUGCUAUGACGGAGGCGGAGGAGAAGCGAUACGUCACGCGGCUGAGUCGCGAAAUAGAGGCAUGUGGACGCGAUAGCAGUAUCGCUGUUGGUUGUUUUGCCCAUUACGCGACCCUGCACCAAUACGAUGCCAACCUUUUGCGGUUCGAAAAGGCCAUGGGAUGGCUUGAAACUUUCGACUUGCUCUCCGCUGCGAUGUACUCGGACGGCGAUUUUGCUCUCAGCCCUUAUGUGUCCUACACACUGGUGCCAUUCUACCCACUGUUCAAGGAACGCAAUGCCCGCGUAGAACGGAGUCAAGUAGAUUGGGAGAGCCAAGUGCGCACCAAAGCCAACGAGGAAAUCUACAAGACCCUUGCGCGUGGUCUCCGGACCGCAAGCACGCGGCAUGGCGGAGAUUACCGGCACCUUUGCACGGCCCCGGUCCUCCAACUCGAGUUUGCGCCAUAUCUAAACCGGAUCAUAUCGCCUCCGCUGCGUCCGGUCAACAGCCAGGUAAUCCGCCCCGAAGAGCGCGCUUUGCUAGCGCGUUUGGUGAACAUUAUGGCAACGCUGGAGCUGCAGUUCUACCAGGAGCGCGCGGAAGACGGGACGCUGUCGUAUCGUCUGGACCCUCCGAUUGACGUUUUCGUUACCUACGACGGUAAACGCGCGUCAGACAUCCCCGUGUCGCGAUAUGCCGUUCGCCAUCUCGUUGCUGGCGAGAUUGAAGCCCAGUUGAUUGCGCGGCGAGUAGACAUUAUCGAGCGCGAGAAACGGGGCAAACACGACUCCUUUUUCGGCGGGAAUGCAAAGUCGUCUCCGAUCAAAGGGGAUGGCCAGGAGCACGAUCCUCCGAGCUCUCCGACAAAGGCGCUUGCAACGCCGCCUAAUAAACGAGCGCGAGUGGACGCGCCGGUGGUGGACAUUGCUGACAGACCUCCGACUGACUUCUUUGGCCGGCUGAUCACUGUGCCAACCUCGAGAACUGCGCAACACAAGAAGAGCGGGGACACCAAGUUCAGAGUUGCGUUCAAGUAUAAUGAGGGCAAUUCCGCCGCUGUGAGGAGGCCGGUCAAAGUCUCAUCGUUCCUAUAG